AUGGGGCCCCCAGGCAAUAGGGGAUCAUGGGGCCCCUGUGUCCUUGCCCAAACUCAAAAAAGCCUAUGAAAAAGAUUAGAAUUAGAUAAUCUAGUAAUAAUGGGGCCAUUAGAGGUGCACCAGCAAGUUUGGUGCUACAGUUUAGGAGCAACCUGGGACCAGGGGCGGACUGACCAUUUGGAAACUCGGGCACUGUCCGAGGGCCCGGGGUCAGUAGGGGGCCCCAUGAGAUGUCCCUGGUACCUUUUUCAUAGGCUUUUUUGAGUUUGGGCAAGGACACAGGGGCCCCAUGAUCCCCUAUUGCCCGGGGGCCCCAUGAGUUGUCAGUCCGCCCCCGCC
Staurois parvus is the source of this 339-nucleotide messenger RNA. NCBI's taxonomy places the organism in Eukaryota, Metazoa, Chordata, Amphibia, Anura, Ranidae. The record is from the annotation of a GenBank genome assembly.